GCAGAUAAACACGCCCCGCGAGACGGAGAAUGUCGAGGCAAAUGGGCUGCUUCUCCGGACCGACCAUUCAACGAGCAAGUACAGAACACAAUUUUGUCGAGGAUUGACCUUUCUCCAGAUGCAAACAUAAACGAGUGAUUGAAAUUGUGAGUGUUUUCCAUCGGAUUUUUUUUUUUUCUAAAUUUUGUUGACGUGAAGUUCAUUGGGUAGAUGCGACGCACGUCAUUUCUCUCGUCCUGACCGAAUAGCAUUGAGUGAAUAGUGUAUUUUCAUUUGAUGUUGGUCAGAGCAAUAUUCAUCCACGAUGCCCUCUUUACCGCUGUCACGUUAUAAUACCGCGUGAUAUGUUUUAUUUAUGACUCCAAUCAUGAUAAAGGCGGUCGUUAAACACGUCCGUCGGUUCCCGUGGGUCACCAAUGUGACGUUAUACGGUUGCCUGUUCGCGGGGGGCGACUUUGUCCACCAAUGGUUUUCACAACGGGACCAAAUGGAUUGGAGACAUACGCGGAAUGUCGCCGUGGUCGCUUUCAGUUUCCAUGGCAACUUCAAUUUCUUUUGGAUGCGCUUUCUGGAGCGCAGAUUCCCGGGGAAUUCUGCCGGGAUGGUGCUGAGGAAGCUGAUUCUGGAUCAGACCACGGCUGCGCCCUUGGCCACAAGCGUCUUCUACACAGGUGUCAGUUUCUUAGAGGGCAAAGAAGAUAUCAUGGAAGACUGGAGAGACAAAUUCCUUAACACUUAUAAGACUGGACUAAUGUUCUGGCCGUUCAUGCAGUUUCUGAACUUUGCCUUGGUGCCUCCGUUUGUGCGGACCACCUUCAGUGGCUGCUGUGCCUUCGUGUGGGCCACCUUCUUGUGCUUCUCGCGUCAAAGUGGUGACGGCACCGCUGGUGCGGCACUUGCAUGGAUGUUCCCCUCCAAAGAGGACGCAGUGGAGAAGACAGACAAUGUUAAACGGAAGCAACUUACCUCUCAAGAUGCAGCGGUAAAUCCUCCAUCUAAACACAAGUGACAUAUCAGAAGAAGGUGGGAGUUAUGGAGGGAGUAGAGAGCAGCUAAUGAAUCACUCAGGGGUCAGUGUUAUGCUAAUUUACAAAAUAUACUUAUUGACUGCAACAUAAGACACAAUGAUGUGGCCAGUGAGUUUAUUAUCAGAAGGUGCUCCUUAAUAGUUUUUUAAUGAUAGGAGGCUGUUAUUCAUUUGCCGUCUUCUACAAACAAUUAAGAAUGAUCAUGUUUUCAUUUUCAUUACAUCGAUAAUGAUUCUUUCUCAGUCUCAGACAUAGGAGUAUAUAGUGUUUAUCAAGAAUGCCAUUACUUGCAGUACUAAUAUGAGGUAAAAUCACUACUAGACAAUUGUUUCAAUCAUACAAUGGCUUUUUAAAUAUGAAAAUAACAUAUCUUCUGUUUCUGUCCUGCUGCCUGAUAACCUGAUUUUUAGUUUCUGUGCUCAUAAAAAGCUGCUGCUCACUAAAAUAACCAGACAAUGUUUUUUGGGGGGAGGUAUUAGUUUUUUUAGUGUCUUCACUUCUAAAACAAGAAGGGUCAGGUUGUGAAAAUGCAAUUGGUGGUAGCUAUCUUUCUAAACAGUAGGGGGAGCCCACAACAGGCUGUCUAUAUGAACUGACCUUCUUUUGAGUGUGUCUCAGUUUCUGAAGCUGCCACAUGCAAACGGGACUUUUAUUGAGCCACUGAAAAUGAAAACUUGUGAAACACGUGAUAUUGUUUUGAAAUGGUUGGUGCGAAUAUCACUUUACAUUGGAGCUGCUGCUGGUACCUAAUGGGAGCAGUGCUGAUCCUCUUUAUACUGUAAACCUAUAGACACUAUGUGUAAUUGCUUCCAUUAUUUACAAUUUAACAAUUUUGUUAAUGCAAUGACAGUGUGAAUUGGAUAGAGAUGUCUAACACCCUGUUCAAAUGCGAGAGUUCCUUUUUAAUAUAAAAAAUGAAGCCAAGAUAUAUAUUUUUCAGAUCUACCAUUAUUUGUGACCUAUAAUCGGAAAAAAAAAACUCACCUAGAAAUUAUCUAUUUUACCGAGGAAAACAAACAACUGACAAGAUGUCGGUCCACAACUCUGCAGACACUCUUAUAUAUGGGUAUUUUGCUGUCUUUAGAAUUGACUAUUUACCGUACAUUUAAACUCGUAAUAAAUAAGAAUAAGUGCACACCUGCUACCAAAAUGUGCUUUUAAUCGUGUUUAUAUUUCUCACAACAAUGUACAAUCAUGGAGUUGCGUAUCAUCAAUACGUUUUGGUACAGGAUGCAAUAUAAUAAGCACAGUGUCUGCUUACAGUGUAUGUAUACACAAACAAAGCGAUAUGUAAAUAUCCACACGCAUAUACUCUAUGUACUGUAUCAAUGAACAUAUAAAUAGAAAUACAUCCACUUCUUGAAUUUGCAAAAACAAGGUCCUUUUUGCUUUGUAUGAAUGUAACAAUACCGUCUGCACCAUUUCAUUUACCACUUAAAUGUUCAUUUCAAUUGACAUGCUUCCUUAUUGUUUUCAACGCAUGAUAUUUUGACACAGAACCAUUUGUAUGAAAAUCACUUAUUACUAUUAGUCUAUAUCUGUAGACUGUUUAUUACUCAUUUUCAAGCUAAAACUUCUGCAAAAAAAAAAAAAAAAAAACAUUUUUGGGGGGAAUAUAAACCACUCCACGUAAAAGAUUUCUAUUAUAUUACAGAGGAAGAUAGUUUCAACAGUUCUUUUAAUACAGAGUAUAAUGUGAUUCUUUUUUAUUCAACUUGUCUUUUCAACAUGAAGUAAACCUGUGAUUGAUUUUAAUGAAUAUUGAUGGUUAUGACAUAAAACUUAAUUCUCAUUUCUUGCACCAGACACCUUUCAACUGCACUGAAAUGUUGUGUUUUUGUUGUUGUUUUUUGGGGGGUAAUAUUUAUAAAUGAUUAGAUUUGUUGUGAGUUAAUGUUUAACACUGGAAUUAUACAUUCAAAUGAUUGAUAUGUCUGUUUUAUAUCAGCUGUUCUUGCACUGACUACUGGCUUGUGAAACUGCACAUGCUGCAUUGAUUUUGGUACCAGGAAGGUGAUUUUUGAUAGGUAAUGUGGUCUUUUGUCAUAUUUUAUCCUGCUUAAGUUAUUGUGACUGUUAUAUAACAGAUAUGUAAUAUAUAUUAAUCAAUAAAAAUACAUAAUGUACUUCUUUGUGGGAGUCUUUGCAUUGACAAAUUUAGAUAAUGAAAAUUAAUGUUUGAGUCACAAGCUUUAUCCCUGAGCCAAGAGAAACCAAUACUGAAUAAUAUUCUAUAACAAUGCAGCAGAAUAUUAUAUCACUUUUUUUUCAUUUGCGCAAAUCACUUUGUCCUUCGCCGCCAUCAACCAAAACAACAGACUUGUCCUAGACUGUGAGUCGUAUAAUUCUGUUACUUAAUCGGGACGGUACAAUGUAGACUGGUUACAAACAAUCAUUCAAGCAAAAUCUUCAAUAAACCAAAAAUGCAUGGUUUUUAUAAUGAGGGAGGAAGCUAAAGUAUAUAGUGCCUACAGAAAACGCAUAGACAUGCAAACUCCACACUAAAAAUCUAUGUAAGUGCUCAAACCUGCUCAGGAAGUAAAAGAAGGAGCUACAAUUUGGAUAGAAUGAUUGGUUAUCCUCAUUGGCUGCCAUUGAUGUCAGUGACAGCCAGUGAGUUAAUGCAAAAGGGGAUAACAUUUUUGAUCUAUACUUCUAAAACAAUACAUGUACUCAGAAAUUUGCAAUACUGUACUUUAUUUAUAUAAAUGUAUGCAUGUGUUUACAUUUUAAAUGAUCACUUCUACAAUAUUAUUUUAGUGCUUACUGUGAAGUAUGGGGGUGGGUCAGUGAUGCUGUGGGGCUGUUUCGCUUCCAAAGGCCCUGGGAACCUUGUCAGGGUGCAUAGCAUCAUGAAUGCUUUGAAAUACCAGGACAUUUUAAAUCAAAAUCUGUUGCCCUCUGCCCGAAAGCUGAAGAUGGGUCGCCACUGGGUCUUUCUGCAAGACAAUGACCCUAAACAUAUGGCCAAAUCUACACGGAAAUGGUUCACCAAACACAAAAUCAAGCCCCUCCCAUGGCCAUCUCAGUCCCCAGACCUCGAUCCCAUUGAAAACCUGUGGGGUGAGCUGAGGAGGAGAGUACAGAAGAGAGGACCCAGGUCUCUGGAUGAUUUAGAGAGAUUCUGCAAAGAGGAAUGGCUGAAGAUCCCUCUUUCUGUCUUUUCCCAUCUUGUGAAACAUUAUAGGAGAAGAUUAGGUGCUGCUUUGUUGGCAAAAGGGGGUUGUACAAAGUAUUAACACCAGGGGUGCUAAUAAUUGUGACACACAUUAUUUGAUGUCAAAUAAUUAUUUCUUCAUGUGGGAUUUUUUCCCCCACUGAAUAAAUGUACUUGUAUUGAAGGUUGGAUUUUUCUCUUUUUUCCAUUAAGGUCCCAUAUUAUUUAGAAGAAGAAAAAAUAUUAGAAGCUAAACAACACAUUAUUAUUAAUCCAAUAAUUAUGGAGGUCACUGUAU
Corythoichthys intestinalis (scribbled pipefish) is the source of this 4483-nucleotide messenger RNA. RefSeq names its product mpv17-like protein. The coding region runs from base 356 to 1009 and encodes 217 amino acids. The record is from RefSeq and is a predicted model, not a curated record. Lineage: Eukaryota; Metazoa; Chordata; Actinopteri; Syngnathiformes; Syngnathidae. The transcript has 4 exons. Gene Ontology annotation, biological process: cellular response to reactive oxygen species; mitochondrial ribosome assembly. Gene Ontology annotation, cellular component: mitochondrion; membrane; cytoplasm.